AAUUGUCAUAAUCAGCUGUUUAUUGUUGAAGUUUCGUAAAGCUGUUUGGGCUUACAGGUUCUUAUCAAAAAAGGAAAUAUUUGGGUAUUCUGCUUAUUGGAAUUUUGUAGUAAUCAUGGCAGAUGUGAAAUCUUUGGAACAUCCCACCUUAAAGGUUCCUUAUGAAAUUUUAAACAAGAAAUUUCGUACGGCACAAAAAUCCUUGGACAGGGAGGUAUCUCAUGUGCAACAGGGAGUGGGUGAAGUUGAAAAAUGCCUUUCAUCCGAGGGUGGAGUUAAGGCUAAAGAUAUCACUAAUCUUUUAGGUAAUUCCUGUGGUAUGGUUGAAAAACUUCAUGUCCUAAAACGCAAAGCUGAUGAGAGUAUAUUAGAGGAAUUGACAGCUGCUAAUGUAUGCAAGAGGAGAUUAGAACAUCUCAAAGAACAUGCUACUGUUACAGCCAGUAACACAGUUUCAACAGGUACACUGAAUCAGUGGAGGAAAAAACGACUAGAUAGAAUGGUGGUUGAAUAUUUCUUGCGCAAUGGUUUUUACAAUGCCGCUAUUAAACUGGCCGAAAGAAGCGAAAUUAAAGAAUACACUAACAUUGAUAUAUUUUUGAAUUCUCGCGAGGUAGAGAAAUCUUUAGCCAGUCAUGAAACUCAAAAGUGUUUGGCCUGGUGUCACGAUAAUAAAUCCAAAUUGCGCAAGCUCAAAUCGACUAUGGAGUUCAAUAUUAGAGUUCAGGAAUUUGUAGAACUUAUCAGGAAGGACCGUAGAAUGGACGCCAUAAAGCACGCACGCAAAUAUUUCCCUAGUUUUGAGGACGAACAUCUGGUGACAAUCCAGAAAGUUAUGGCUCUGUUAGCUUUUUCAGUAGGCACUACUUUGCCAGAUUAUGCAGUUCUAUUCGACAUGCGCAGAUGGGACAAACUUAUUGAGCAGUUUAGGCAAGAAAACUACAAGCUUUUCCAGCUGUCUUCGCAAUCCGUAUUUACAGUCACUCUUCAGGCUGGACUGUCAGCAUUGAAGACACCUCAGUGUUAUUCGGAAAAUAAUGAAAACAGGAAUCCAGCUUGCCCAGUGUGUCAAGAGGAUUUAAAUAAACUGGCUGAUCCUCUACCAUUUGCUCAUUGCUCACAGUCUAGGUUAUAUUGUCACAUUACUGGCCUACCAUUGAACGAAAAUAACCAGCCUAUGAUGUUACCUAAUGGUUAUAUUUAUGGGGAGCAGGCUCUCGAAGUGAUGGCUAAAGAGAACAAUGGCCAAAUUAUUUGCCCCAAAACGAAAGAAAUAUUUCCGUUCAAGAAAGUGGAGAAGGUGUACGUCAUGUAAAGAUGAUACCGUUCAUGUGAUACUCAGAA
Molecule: messenger RNA, 1344 nt
Organism: Sitophilus oryzae (rice weevil)
Lineage: Eukaryota; Metazoa; Arthropoda; Insecta; Coleoptera; Curculionidae
Gene: Kaz
Product: E3 ubiquitin-protein transferase MAEA
Exons: 9
Coding region: 116-1315 (399 amino acids)
Biological process (GO): proteasome-mediated ubiquitin-dependent protein catabolic process
Cellular component (GO): nucleus; cytoplasm; GID complex
Molecular function (GO): protein binding; ubiquitin protein ligase activity
Source: RefSeq, a predicted model, not a curated record